AUGAUGAUUCCGGUUUCCGCGCAAUUCUCGCUCACCGCUUCUCCCUUUCCCCCUUUUCCCCCCCUUCGCUACAAUCGCCCCGCCGCAGACUGGGACGAGCAGCGGAACGCGUACAUCGCGGCGCACCCGGGGUGCAACGCGACGCGCGACGGCAAGCCCAAGGUGAUGCUGGUCUCGGGCUCCAACAGCAAGCGGUGCGGCGAGGGCCCCAACAGCGGCGACUUCUUACUCCUCAAGUUCCUCAAGAACAAGCAGGACUACGCGCGCGUGAACGACAUGCCGUUCUAUUACGGCAUGGGUGCCAUUGACCCGCGGCUCAAGACGUUCUGGGUGAAGUUGCCGAUGCUGCGCAUGCUCAUGCUGCAGCACCCCGAUGUGGAGUGGUUCCUCUGGGUCGACUCCGAUGCCAUGAUCACCGACAUGGCGUUCCGGUAUCCCAUUGAGAAGCAGGCGAACAAGGUGCUCGUGAUGUCUGGGCUGGACGCUGACGUGUACGGCAAGAAGGACUGGGUGGCCCUCAACACGGGAAGCUUCCUCAUCCGCAACUCACAGGAAGGGUUGGAUCUGCUGGACGACUGGGGGCAGUACGGGCGGUCGGAGAAGGUCACUGUCAAGUGGGGCGAGAUCGCCAGCAGGGUGCUCCAGAAACGCAAGAACUGGCCUGCGGACGACCAGACGGCGCUGGUGCUGAUGCUGACGGGCGAGGGCGAGAGCGAGGAGGACAGGGCCAAGGGGCUCAAGCCGCUGGCGGACCGCUGGGCUCCCCGCACUCACCUGGACCCCACGUACACUCUGCACGGCUUCUGGGGAAUCUUCGUGGACAAGCUGGAGGCGAUAGCGGCCAAGUACCACAACGGGAUGGGCAACUGGGAGUGGCCCUUCACGGUGCACUUCACGGGGUGCAAACUGUGCGACCGCAAGUUCUCUGAUUAUGACCCCGACACCUGCGACCGCGGCAUUCACAGGUCAUACGCCUUUGCGGACAACCAGGUGCUCAAGAGGUACGGCCUGCAGCACGCCAAUCUCAACGACUCUGCCAUCACCAAAAUCGGAGCUCAGGCUGCCUGA
This is a messenger RNA of Closterium sp. Naga37s-1, 1068 nucleotides long. The record is from the annotation of a GenBank genome assembly. NCBI's taxonomy places the organism in Eukaryota, Viridiplantae, Streptophyta, Zygnematophyceae, Desmidiales, Closteriaceae.